UACUAGCGCCAAGUUGAGGUGAUCGUGCCGUCGCCGAGGUAACCGGCAGAAAAGCGGGGAGAUUGCGCAGGAUGGAGGUGAGAGUGGCCGGAGAGAACAUGAGUUCGGAGUCGGAGCCAGUCGGGUCGGACCCGCCUGCCGAGGGCAGCGGGAACCCCGGUUCGGAGCCGCCUGCCGAGGGCAGCGGGAACCCCGGUUCGGAGCGAGCUGGCUCGGAGCCGCCUGUCGAGGGCAGUGAGAGCCUGAGGUCGGACCCAUCGGCCGAUAGGAGCAGGAGCCUGGGGCUGGAAUCGUUGGCCCUUAGGAGCCCGCAGUCCGACCUGCCGGUGGGGAGCAACGACAGCCUGGGGUCAGAUUCAGUGGCCGGGGGGAGCGGGAGCUCGGAGUUGAAUCCGUCGGCCGGGCGGAGGGGGAUCCUAGGGUCACACCCGCCGGCCGGGAAGAUGCAGAGCUGGGUGGUGCAACAGGACGCGCAGAUGCUGUCGGCGAGUCUGAAAGUUGAUCCCUGUCGAGAGGCUAAGGAACUUACGGAGAGCAUUGAAGAAAUGUUAAUUCGAUUGGAUGAAUUUUGUGGAAUGCUUGACAUGAUUCGAAAUGACUCCUCUCAAAUUUUGGAUGAAAGUAUACCAAAACUGAAGGUCAAGGCACUAGAAAUGAAGAAGGUAUAUUCUAAGAUUGAUAAAAUGGAGAUUUUUGUGAAGAUGGUUGAACAGAGUGCAACUAUGCUGGAGGAACAAGUGAUUCAGGCAGAAAAAGACUCUGGCAACGUGUCUCGGGGUGUUUGCAGAUUCCUUCAUUCAAUCAAUGCACCGUUUUUGAAUAAGAAACGUAACUGUAUCAGCCAGCAGAAUUUCACAUAUGAGCUACCCAACCUAUACCGAACUGAAGCCUAUUUUCCUGCAAAUCACAACAGGACAUUCUUUAAACCAAACGAGUGAGGGUAAUUUUGUUGCUCUUGCCUAAGAGGAAACUAUUUACGUUAACGUGAAGAACCUGGCAUUACUGCAAGUUUUCUACAGUUUGUGUCACUAAGUUCUACUUGGACGAAAGCUGUAAAGUGCUUCAUUGCAACCGUGGAGAUAUCCUAUGAACUAACUCAAAGUACAAAGGGACUUGCAUGAAGAAACUCUAGGGUUGUCUUACUUGAAAAUUGUAGGUUAUUAAUGAAAUAAUACAGGCUGAGUACCCCUUAUCCGAAAUUCCAAAAUGUUAUCGAGUGCUGACGUGAUGUCACAAAUGCGAAAUUCCAUAAGGCACUGGGAAGUUUCCUCGGCGAUACGGAGGUCUCUGCGCACCACGGACAGUUCUGAGAAGUGAUUUUACAUAUGUAAUGAACAGAAGUUAAUGAUAAAGUAGAAAAAACAGCAUAAAGCAAAAAAUGAAGAUCUCAAUUGUGUCCUGAAAGAGUGGAUUUGUCAACUUUGGAGUGAAUGCAUGUUGAUCAUGAAACAAAGAUUUAUCUUGAACUGAAAAUUGAAGAUAAUUGUGAAUAUUCAGCAGGUUGGUUGCAGAAAUUUAUGGAAGGGCAUGGCAUUUAAUUUUUAAAGAUUUGAGAUAAAAGUGUCUGCACCACAGGACAGAGAAAUUGAUGAAUUUGCCAAGAUUGUCACUGAUGAAAACCUUGAUGUGCUGAACAGGUGUAUCAGUACAUAUGUGUAAGUGCACAAGUGUAAGACAAAGUCUGCUUACCAGUAGCAUAUAGAUGCAGAGUUGGAAAUGAUAGCGAUCCCAAACUAUCUCAUUAUAUAUUCCAAAAUCUUAAAUAUUUCCAGCCCCAAACAUUUUGGAUAAGGGGUACUCAACCUGUAAUGCCUGGAGUUGUAGUUCCAACAACACACUAAAAUCUCACAGCUGUUCCAUUGGCCAAGGCAACUUAAUAUUAUGCUUUUUGGUAUAUAACUUCCCAUGUGAUAAUUCAAUGAACAGUUAACCAUAUUAUGAACGUGAAUCUAAAUUGGUAGCAUGUGCACCUUCAUGUCAUAGGUCUUAAAAGCCACACUGGUUUUCACAUCUAUGCUUAAAUACCAAGUACUGAUUUAAUAUUCACUUGACUUGAUUAUUUCAUGCUUAUGAAUAUAGCACUUUUCCUGUCAUGGGAAAUUAGGCAUUUUAUUUGCUAGAAAAAGGUCAACUGCCAUUUUUCGCAUCCAAAAAUAACACUUCCUGUUAUAGGAUGUAAAGCUUACAAUGCCCGGAGUUUUAAAAUCAACAUAAGAAUAGAGUAGAAGAAAUGAAAUGCUUAAGAAUUUGUGGAUAAUAAAAAGAACGAGUAAGUGACUCAUUUUGUGCAGGCUUUCGAACCAAAACUAGACCCUUUUAGUACCAAUUCUCCAAGGUUUUAUCUUCUGCAAGGCAUUAAUAGGAACAGUUUUACAUCACGGAAACUGCAUUUAAAUUAUCUGUUAAAGCACACUUCCUGUUAACUGUACACAGUUCUUGCCCAGCAGUACAGACAUACAGAAAGCACCUCUUUUUCUUUCUGUAAAGUGAAGCAACCAUAGGCAGUUGCAUUUGGCAAGUUGUAUUUCUAUUGAUAAGUGAUACGAUCUAGCCAUGCACAAUGUUACAUUUGUAUAAAUUCAGCCUCCCAGGUAAACUUCAUUAAGUUAUAGAACAUUACAGCCACACAAGGACCCCUUCGGCCCAUCUAGUCAGAACCGAACUGUAAUUCUACCUUGCCCUGUCGACCUGCACCCAGAUCAUAGUCCUCCACGUACUUAUCCAAAACUCUUAAAUGUUGAAAUUGAACUCGCAACCACCUCUUCCAUUGGCAGCUUGUUCCACAUUCUCACCACCCUGUUCCCCUUAAACAUUUCACCUUUCAUCCUUCACCCAGUUCUAGUAUGAAUUAGAGCAUCAGUUUAUUAAACUUUGAAUGCUUGUCAGAUUGAAAUUGCCAUUUGUAUGAAUUCAGAACAGCUUUUCACUCAAAAUGUUUACAGACUUUGAAGGUAAUUUGUUUUCUACAUAGUUUUGCAGAGCAAACCUUUUGCUAGCAUCUCUGAAAUAGAUUGGGUGAGAGAUAUGUUACUUUGCAAAAUAGCUGUUUGUGAAAUGUCAACUAUGUUUGCAUAGAAAUUAAUAGAACAAUUAUUUUAUGUUAUAGCAACGAGUGGUGAGAGUAAGAGUAUAGGACUACAGAGUAUGAGUUGUAUUUUUGUAAUUCAUUCCAAAUUGCCCCUUAUUCUUCUCAUUUGCUAUUAUCAAUCCAGCAUAACCAAUGUCCUUCACUAGCUUGUAAGAAUUGUACAUUUGGCAUUUUUUUACACUUAUGUAUUUUUAGUUUUAAAUUAUUAGCUGUCAAUUAGAUUGAAAAAUUUACUUUUAAAGAUGCACCAAGAUUUACCUACAUUAAAAUUAUAUAUUAGUGUAUUGGUACUCAUCUACUGGAGCUGUUACUUUACACUGUUGUAAACUGCUCAACGGAACUGUCAAAGACUCAUUAUGGAUACUGGAUUUUGUGCAGCUUUUUAAUACUUUGUGGUACUUCAUUUCAUCUGAAAGACUUCAUUAUUGCAUUUACCAAAAACAAAUAUUGAUUUAUUAUAUAUUUUUACAGUGACUCCAGUUAUUUAGAAUUAUACUAGUGUAUUGUUAAUUUACUACAUUGUGCAUGGAUUUCUAACUAGCAUAAACUAAGAUGUUUGGCCUAUGUAUCAGUCACAUACCAACAGGAUGUUUGUACUUAAUUUUUAAAAUUUAAUAUACCCAUCUACAGCCAAUUUAAAGUUUCCCUAAUUUUAGUUUUUAAUCAAGUGUCCAUGCAAUUCUCAGAAUAAUUCAUACAAGAUUAGACUCUAGUAAGCCACAUAUUACUACAUGCAUUCAUAUUAAAGAGAAAUCUGAUCACAUAUGAACUUGAAUUUGUCUCCUGAAAUUUAUAGCAGAGAACUAAGAAUUUAUAUUGGCUUUAGGUUUUGUUUCAAACCAUGCCACCAAAUUAAAUCUAUUUGAUUCACGUUAAUUACUAACCACAAGUUUGAAUGGCCACUUUAAAAGAUGUGUUUUUGACCAGCACUGUCAUGUAGUGACUUAAUAAGAAUCUUUACAGCCAACAUCAGUUCUAGUCCAGCUAUCACAACAUUCAAGUGUCAAACUAUUUCAAUGCUGAUACAAAAUUAUCAAUGUUUAAUGGAUUCCUAUAUAUAUUUGGAUUGGCACCAAUUAGAACCAUUUAGAAUUGGAAAUGUUCAACGAAAUUUUUUGAAAGGUAACUUUUCAGAUAAAUACUCCUUUGGCUAUGAAAGGUUAACUUUUGACUAAAAAAUCUGUGGACUGUAAUCAUACUAUUGGCAUUUAUCUCAAAAUAGCAGUUUCAAAAUCACCCACCCAUAAAGCAGCACAAGAUGCACUGUGAAAUGAUUUUCAGUCGCAACAUUCCUGGUUAACUAAAGACAAAAAGAAAUAUGCCAUAUUAGAUUGGUGUAUCCAGUAUGAGCCAUUAGUUAGGUUGAGAUGAGACUUGCUUGACUUCUGUAAUUUCAUGCCGUCACUACACAAUUCCUUGACUGGAGGAGAGACUGCAAUAAAGGAUUAUUCAAUUGUACAAAAUUGCCAAGAUAAAACAUCUUAUAACACUUAGCCCAUCUUAUAUGCAGUUAUUCACCUUGUUCUUCAAUGCAGUUUUUUUUGGGAAUAUGUACUCAAGCACAUUUGGUGAUACUCCCUGCUCGAUAAAUUGCACAGUGUGAGCUGUGAUACUUAUAGAUCAACCUUUAAGUGUCUUUUUUAAUUCUCUGAAAUUUAAUUUUCCGUUGCAAUUACUGAUCAUUGUGUAAUUGCCAAAUCAAAAAGUUAGUUAUUUUUAUCUUACUGCAGAGAAUUUCAACUGCAUUUGCAUGUUGAAAUGUUGAUAAUUUUGCUGCAUACUUUAAUAACAGCUAAAGAAUGACACACUGAAGCACACUAUGAAAGGACUGGAGUUUUUUUUUCUAAGACUUUGAUAUUGAAUUACCAAAGCAAGCAUGCCAAUUCAGAAUGAAAGUAUUUGAAGCUAUUAAAUAUCCAUCAAAUUAGCAAACAGUAGCAUUUACCACUAGAUUCUGAUUUUCUUCACUAAUCUCUGACCCACCAUUAGAAAGUAUAUUUUUAUCAUUGAUACUUCUAAUUACAAUGCCUUAAAAUUCAGCUGUGUGACUCUCAGUAAUUGUAUUAAACUAAAUACUUUUGCCAUAUGAUUUUCCAUCCAUUCAAUUGUAGAAUAAUCCUACAAGGUAUUUUCUGAUAAAAGAGGUGCAUAAAGAAUUGGUUAGUGGAGGAACAAUUGUACACACAAGGGAAAAAGUGAGAUAGCUGAAAGAAAACUUCAGAACUGGAGAAAAAAAUUUGGAACAGGUUGCUUGCAUUUUCAGAAAUAAUAAAUGUUAACAUGAUACAGGUUUUAUUUUCUUGAGGCGAGAUCCAAGUGUCAAGGAAACAUGCCUUGAUAAACAAUAUAUAAAGAAUACUUUUUAUACUUUAUAGUCACCAAUUGAUACCAGAGCGUACAAUCAUCACAGCGAUAUUUGAUUCUGCUUUUCAUGCAGAAUAUCUAGUAAUAUCAAUUACUAUCGAUAGGAUAAAACCAGACAUUUUUAAGAUGAUAUUGAAGAGCAGCAUUUAAAAUCAAGUUUGCAGGUAAUUAAGGUUGAAUGGAAGUUCAAGCAGCACAUUAGCCAAAGACAGUAUAUAUUUUUAAAGGAACUCUGAGGUAAGUAGUUAUUAUUUUGCUUCAAAUGGCAAAUGAUUUGGUUGAGCUGCGAAAAGGGUUGAAAUUGAGUUUCUGUUAAUGAAGGCAGUAGCUUUAGAUAAUUAGCAGUCUUUCAGUAUCUUAUUGUCUUUUAACAUUAAGGUAGGGGAGCAAAACUGCAUCAAAGUAUAUAUGAACCCUGCUCUUGGACUGUCCCACCUCCAUCAGGAAAGAAGCUACACAGCAUCUACAAUACCACCAUUCAGAAAAGCCAUCAGGCUGAUCAACAUCUCCACCUAUUAAGCCAUUUCCUGUCAGUCACCUUAUGUGUCAGUGUAUGUAUGUAGACUAUUCUUAUGUAUUCACAUUUAUCGUAUUUUCAUGUAUUUCUUUAUGCUGAUUUGUUUUUUUACGUUGUCAGAUCCAGAGCAACAAUCAUUUUGUUCCCCUUUAGACUUGUGUACCGAAGAAUGUCAAAAAAACAAUCUUGAAACAGUUACACUGAUGAGAAAGAAAUCAAGGGCAUACUUUGGACUCAAUCAGGGUUUGAAAAGUUGUCCCUUGACAUAUGUAUCUAGCUAGAAUUGAAUACAUAACAGAACAAUGAACACAAAUUUGAAAUGCAGUGCAGGUCAGUAUACAUACAACUCCACUAUAACUCCAUGUUUAAUGCAAACAGAUCCAGAACAAUGAUAUACAAAUUAGAGGAAA
Mobula hypostoma (lesser devil ray) is the source of this 6379-nucleotide messenger RNA. RefSeq lists its product as uncharacterized. Bases 72 to 938 code for a protein of 288 amino acids. Lineage: Eukaryota; Metazoa; Chordata; Chondrichthyes; Myliobatiformes; Myliobatidae. The record is from RefSeq and is a predicted model, not a curated record. Gene Ontology annotation, cellular component: BLOC-1 complex. The transcript has 5 exons.